AUUCACUUUUAUAUUUUGAAGGCCUACAGCUCACUAUAGCUUUCCAAAAUGGCUUUUGCGUUUCUCUUCGGCUGGCUUUUGAUUCUGGGUUCAUUCCCCAGGGUAAGGUCCUGUCUGCAGUGUGACCCGGUGUUUCGUUAUGUGCAUGAAGAUUUCCUGUCUUCAGUUAAAGGAAUCACUGUCCGUGAUCAAAUUGAACUGAAGCAAAUCAUUGAGCACGCUUACGUCAACUAUCGGGAGACCAGCCGCACAUCAUUUCGUGGUGUCAUAGAUCCUACAACACUCUAUCGUGCACGAACAGAAUAUCAGAGUGAAUUCAAGAGGCACUGGAAAGAAGACAGCACAGGUUCUGUUCAGUGGGAUAUGAUUACUAUAGUGGAGAAAGGAAAGAGAAUCCUUCAGAAACAUUUGGAGAUUUUCAUUGCCCAAGGUCUGUGUCCAAAUAAAUGUGGGCUAUUGUAUCAGAGAGUGAUGAACUGCACUUCCUGUCAGUAUGGGCUUUAUACAUGUCUGUCAGCCACUCCUCCACUAGACUGUGGAGAGCAUCAUCUUGAGGCGGAUGAAGGAGAGGAGGUGGUGCUGGACUGUUUCCUGCCUUGGCAUGCUCUUGUAAUUGGACAGACUGAGUACCAUUACUCCUGGCAUCCUGAAGAAAAGAAUCUGCCACAUGGUGGGGAGUAUGAAGUGCUGGUGGUGACUGAGGAAUCUAAAAUUGUACUCAAUCAGCUGACAAUCAAUGAGGAAGGCACCUACCGCUGCCUCCUACAGGAUCAAAAGGGUACUGUGCUGUCACGCAUGUAUUUCAAACUGAAAGUCAACCAACCACCAUCCACAACCCCUAGACUGAUUGCGAUGUUGCCGUCACUGCCCCCGGGUUAUGAUGCCACACCUCGCCCUCAUAAGAGCAGUUUCAUCAUUAUACUGAUUUUACUGAUGGUACUCAGCAUCACAGGCAGCCUUGUCAUCAUAGUGUACCUCAGAGUGACCAUGAAGCGCCAGAAGGAGGAGAGAGACAGCAGGAGAGAAGGAGAGGGGGAGGAUGGAGAAAACAUUGAGCUGGUGACUGUGACAGAAUGAGGGAUGCGAUCCAAAGAGAUACAUGAAUAAAUGACUAUACAUACCCAAAA
Molecule: messenger RNA, 1127 nt
Organism: Megalobrama amblycephala (Wuchang bream)
Lineage: Eukaryota; Metazoa; Chordata; Actinopteri; Cypriniformes; Xenocyprididae
Product: izumo sperm-egg fusion protein 1
Exons: 9
Coding region: 49-1077 (342 amino acids)
Biological process (GO): sperm-egg recognition; fusion of sperm to egg plasma membrane involved in single fertilization; heterotypic cell-cell adhesion
Cellular component (GO): acrosomal membrane; plasma membrane
Molecular function (GO): signaling receptor binding; protein binding involved in heterotypic cell-cell adhesion
Source: RefSeq, a predicted model, not a curated record